AUGUGGUUAGUGCUCGCACCAACAGCCAAUGCACUAGUAAAGAGCCUGCGCAAGCUGCCCAUCCUCCAUGAUGCGGUGUAUGCCGAUGAGACUGACAUGUAUAACUACUAUUCCUAUGAGAACACCCUGGUCCUGCCGAAGCUGACAUCUCAUUCUGGACAGUCAUUUCAUGGGUUAUCUAAAGAUAAAAAGAGGAUCAUCUACACUGUCUUAGAGUACUGCCCUUUGCUGGACUCCUCAAAUAUGACCACAGAUGACUGGGGGAGAAUUGGAAAGGACAUUGAGAAAAACUAUGAAAUGUACGAUGGCUUUGUGAUCCUUCAUGGCACAGACACUAUGGCUUACACAGCCUCUGCCCUGUCCUUCAUGUGUGAACAUCUGGGCAAACCAAUCGUUCUCACUGGCUCACAGGUGCCUAUCUAUGAGAUGAGGAACGAUGGCAGGGGCAACCUGCUGGGGGCGCUGCUGAUCGCUGGACAGUUUGUCAUUCCUGAGGUGUGUCUGUAUUUCUAUAACAAACUCUACCGAGGGAAUCGCGUGACCAAGGUGGACACUGGGAGUUUCAACGCAUUCUCCUCUCCUAACCUUGCUCCACUGGCCAUUGUUGAAGUGGAUAUUAAAAUCAACUGGGAUACGGUUUGGAGGCCAAGCACCAAAGUAAAGUUUCAAGUCAGCACUGAGCUGAACCGUAACGUUGGCCUGCUCAGGCUCUUCCCAGGAAUCACUUCUGCUACUGUGAGAGCUUUCCUGCAACCGCCCAUGAAGGGCGUGGUCCUGGAGACCUAUGGCAGCGGAAACGCUCCCGAUAACCGUCCUGACCUGAUAAUGGACCUGAAGAAGGCCAUUGCCUCUGGUGUCAUCAUCAUGAACUGCACUCAGUGUCUGAGGGGCACCGUGUCCGCAUCAUACGCCACUGGAAUGGUGUUGAUGGAAGCAGGGCUGAUAGCUGGUGGUGAUAUGACUCCAGAGGCUGCCCUGUCAAAGUUGUCCUAUGUGUUGGCCAAGACGGACAUUGAUCUAGAAGCCAAGAAAAAGCUGAUGGGUCAGAACCUGCGAGGUGAAAUGAGCGUCGACUUAGUGGGAGCCAAGCUGUGUCUCAGCGACAGCCGCUUUAUCCAGGCCGUCGCCAAGUCUCUGAGCGUCAGCUGCAAGGAGGAGCUGGAAGCCAUUCGUGACGCUCUGACUCCUCCACUGGCUUGUGCUGCCGCUAAGAUUGGAGACAUAGAAGCUUUAGAAGCCCUUAAAGAAAUGGGCACCAACUUGUGUCUCGGUGACUAUGACGGACGUACACCCCUACACAUCGCGGCCUGUGAGGGCCACCUAAAUGUGGUGGAGUACCUUCUGAGUCAUGGAGCUACAGUCUACGCUAAAGAUCGCUACGGGGAUACACCCUUAUGCAAUGCUGUACGCUUCAGACACAAGGAAGUUGUGAAGCUUCUGAGAAAGACCGGAGCUCACUUCUCCAGAGACAAGCUGGAGGAAGCAGGAGCAGAACUGUGCAGUCUGGCAGCCAACAGUGACCUGGAUGGCCUGGAGAUCUGGAGCCUUGCCGGAGCAGACCUGACUAGACCAGGCUACGACGGACAGACGGCAUUUCAAGUGGCCCAGGCUGUCGGCAGAACUGAAGCAUUGGCGUUUUUAGAUCAGCUCUUGAACAAAAAACACCAGACAGUAUUUGGUGAAUUUAAUUCAUAUGAUGAAUAUGAGGAUGAUGAGGAGGACGGCGGAGUGAUUGAGUUCACUGCCAGGCCGUCAGCACUGUGAGGGGACGCUGCCUCAACCGACAGGAAGCCGUCCUGCGUUUGCUACCACUUCCUUCCCCGAGCCGUCCUGCACACGCUGUCCACCCUCCUGCUGAAUGUCACAGUUGCACUCACUUUUGAAUGUCUAUUUUUGAAUUGAUCUUUUUGCCAUUGAAAGCCAAUCACUGCUCACACGAAAGCCAGUUAACCAUUGUCCAGGAAGAGCAACCAUAAGUGUGUGUACGUACAUACUGUACGUAGGAAAUGUAUUAUCAUUCUGAAUGUUUUAACUUUUUUAUUUGUUUACGUCCAUGAACAACAGACUCAGUUAUUGUUACGACCUGUCAGGGAAUUCAGAGCUUCACCUGAGCUGUUCUAUCAUGGAGACCGCUGAAACUUCCCAUGAACAGCGAAGGAUGACGAUGAAAUUAAUUUUUUGGCAAACAAAGUUAAAAAGGGCACAUUACUUAAUUGAGUAUUGUCGUACUGUUCUACAGCAAUGUAUAAAUGACAUUUAAGAAGCACAGGGUACCUUCACAGAUCUUAUUUUUAUGCUUAUUUUUAUAGUAAGAUGAUGGAAAUAUCUUUAUAGAAAAUAUGUUUUCUGGAAUAUGAACCAACUGUAUCACUUGACUCGGGUCUAAAGUGUUUUCUCGAGUAUCGAAGCUGAGAUUCUCACUUCCGUCUGCUCAAACAGGAAUAACAAAAACCUGCUGUCACCUUCCAGACUCAUCCAGCCUGUUUCUCGUGCCGAUCGUUUAGCUGGAAGAGUCACAUCUCUCUUUUGAAAUGUAAAAGAAGAAAUUUAAUCGACACCAACGUCAAACCACGACAGUUUCUGUUUUCUAUCUUGUAUUUUCUCCUCUAUUUGUGUGUGUGACCACAAACAUGACUUGUUUUUUUUGUACAAGUAAGUGUUGUUUAACAGUGCUGCUCUCUGAUUUGACAUAAUUUAAUCUAAACCAAUCAAUGUUAUUUUGUUUUCACGCUUUGAUGUAAGAAAAUUACAUGUGACUUUAAGUUGCAAAUACUUAUGAAUUACUUGAAAGGUGCUGUUAUUGUCCCAAUUUUGUGCGUUUAAAAAAUGCAUGUGUAAAGCAGUUGUGUGUUUCUCCAAUGGAAAAUAAAUCUCUUG
This is a messenger RNA of Paralichthys olivaceus (Japanese flounder), 2877 nucleotides long. The record is from RefSeq and is a predicted model, not a curated record. NCBI's taxonomy places the organism in Eukaryota, Metazoa, Chordata, Actinopteri, Pleuronectiformes, Paralichthyidae.